Molecule: messenger RNA, 5892 nt
Organism: Protobothrops mucrosquamatus (brown spotted pit viper)
Lineage: Eukaryota; Metazoa; Chordata; Lepidosauria; Squamata; Viperidae
Gene: GREB1L
Product: GREB1 like retinoic acid receptor coactivator
Exons: 32
Coding region: 22-5790 (1922 amino acids)
Biological process (GO): multicellular organism development; kidney development
Source: RefSeq, a predicted model, not a curated record
UGAAAGACAUAAAAGAAGAUCAUGGGGAAUUCUUAUGCAGGGCAACUGAAAUCUGCCCGUUUUGAAGAAGCUCUUCAUAACUCCAUAGAGGCCUCCCUCAGAUGUAAUAGUGUGGUUCCUCGGCCCAUCUUCUCCCAACUCUAUCUUGAUCCUGAGCAGCCUCCUAUUUUGCCGGAAGAUGUGAAACCAAAAGUGGAAGAGCUAGACAAAGAAUUGAUGCAUCGUUAUACCCAGAAUGGAAGUUUGGAUUUUUCCACCAGCCAGACUAUUAAUGAAACAGAAGAAGAUGACGAGGAGGAAGACAUGUCUGAUUCCAACAGUCCGCCAAUCCCAUAUUCACAAAAACCUGCCCCAGAAGGAUCUUGCACUACUGAUGGUUUUUGUCAAGCUGGCAAAGAUUUGCGAUUAGUAUCGCUGCGUAUGGAACAGAUUGAUAUCCCACCAGGCUUCUUGUUGGUUGGAGCCAAGUCUCCAAAUCUUCCUGAGCAUAUUCUAGUCUGUGCUGUUGAUAAAAGAUUUCUGCCGGAUGACCAUGGAAAAAAUGCACUUUUAGGUUUUUCUGGAAAUUGCAUAGGCUGCGGAGAAAGAGGAUUUCGAUAUUUCACUGAAUUUUCAAACCACAUAAAUUUGAAACUCACCACUCAGCCAAAGAAGCAGAAGCACUUAAAGUACUACCUAAUAAGAAAUGCUCAAGGUGUGCUUUCAAAGGGACCUCUUAUAUGUUGGAAAGAAUGUAGAAGCAGGCACUCUUCUGUUGCUAGCCAUUCUGCUAAACCUAGUUCUUCAGCAUCUCCAUCUGUGACCCCUGAGAGUGGAACAGCCAAUGGAUACAAGCCAGGGUUCACCCAGACAGAGUCCUCAGUAUUCAGUGAAGCACAGUCUUCCUCUGCUGUUAAUUUAAGUGGAAUUCAAGAUUUGACUCGGAAUAAGAACAUAGUAAGACCACUCGCUUUGCCUGGGCAACUUGUAGGAAACACAUUUGCAACAGCUACUCUGACAAGUUCUGGCCCACCCAAGAAACGACAUCGAGGAUGGUCUCCUGGAUCCCCAGUCCCUCCUCCUGGUGUAAUUGUGCCUGUUCCUGCCAUCCGGUCUCUUCCGAGAGCAGAGCCACUUUUAUCCGUCCCAGUUCCGCAAUCAAUGUUAACUGGAAUUUUACAGCCUCAACCCAUCCCUGCAGGGGAGACUGUAAUAGUUCCUGAAAAUCUGCUGAUUAACUCUGGAAUCAGACCAGUGAUUCUAAUAGGUUAUGGCACUUUACCUUAUUUCUAUGGGAAUGUUGGAGACAUUGUAGUAAGUCCAUUGCUAGUGAAUUCCUACAAGAUUCCUCAGCUGGAAAACAAAGAUUUGGAUCUUUUUGGUUUAACUGGGAGUCAGUUACUAAGUGUGGAGAACAUGAUUAUUUUAACAAUACAGUAUCUUGUCUGGCUAGGUCCUGAUAAGAUACCUCUCAGGGAAGAAUUUGAACAAAUCAUGCUGAAAGCUAUGCAGGAAUUUACUUCAAGGGAACAGUCCUCACAAAUGAAUGUGCCGAGCAUCUCCUUGUCACCAGCUCAACUUCCAUGGCUUGCCAAGUUAAUUGCUAGUGUUUCCCAAGACAUGGUACAUGUGGUGGUUACUCAGAAUUCCUUGGCAGAAGGCAUUUCUGAAACACUGCGGUCACUGACUGAAAUGAAGCACCAACAGAGGGUGCCAGAUUAUGUGGUUGCUAUCUGCACCUCGAAGAUCAGAGGAAGUGAGUUCUGUGUAGUAGUUUUAGGUCAAUACCAGUCUAGAGCUCUUGCAGAGAGCAUGCUUACCACCAGUGAGUUUUUAAAGGAGAUAAGUUAUGAGCUCAUUACAGGAAAAGUUAGUUUUCUGGCAUCACAUUUCAAAAACACAUCUUUAGGUGACGAGUUGGACAAGUUAUUAGAGAUGAUGCAACAGAGACGGGGAGAUAACGUUGUCAUUCCAUUCAGUGGGGAUGUUAAUGAGUGUGUAUCAUCUCAAGAAGCAGCUGCCAUGGUUUCCACUCAAGUUCUGGACUUGUAUACAGAAACUUUCCAGAUUUAUCAGCCACAACUCACAGUUGCCAGAAAGCUCUUGUCACAGGUGUGUGCCAUAGCAGAUAGUGGCAACCAAAGUCUGGACCUGGGCCACUUCAACAAAGUAGAUUUUAUUGUUGUAGUUCCUCGUUCAGAGGUCCUUGUUCAACAAACCAUCCAGCGGAUUCGACAAUCAGGUGUUCUUGUAGACUUAGGGCUUGAAGAAAGUGGAACAGCUUACCAAAGAGCAGAAAAAUAUGUUGUGCAGCUUGACAAUGAGAUUCAAACCAAGUUUGAUGGUUUCAUGAGACGAGUGAAACAGAAUCCAUAUACUCUUUUUGUGCUUGUACAUGACAAUGCCCAUGCAGAUUUAACAAGUGCUAUCUCAAGCUCACUGUCUCAUGGUGAGCCUAGUCAAGGACUUGCUGAUAGAGUGAUAAACUGCAGAGAAGUCCUUGAAGCCUUCAAUCUCCUUGUCCUCCAAGUGAGUUCUUUCCCAUAUGCACUUCAGACUCUCCAAUCCCGAAUCAACUCAGUGAAUGAGGUGCACUGGAUACAGUUUGGCAAUAUGGAGGAAAUAUGCGAAGAUGAGAAAUUCUACUUUGGCUUGAAUGAAUACAGCAAGUCUCUGCAGUGGGGAAUCACAAGCCCUCUUCUGAGAUGUGAUGAAAUUUUUGAAAAAAUGGUGAAUACACUCUUAGAGAGGUAUCCCAGGCUGCACAGUAUGGUAAUUCGCUGCUAUCUCCUCAUUCAGCAAUAUUUGGAAGCCUUGAUGGCUCUCACUACCAUGUCCUCACUAAGAGAUCACAGCACACCAGAAACGCUCAGCAUAAUGGAUGACAUCAUCACUGCUCCUGGCAAGGAUAAGAAUGGCCGUGGCCACAUGUUAGUGAUACGAAUUCCUUCUGUGCAGCUGGCAAUGCUGGCAAAAGAGAGGCUGCAAGAAGCACGAGAUAAACUAGGUCUGCAGUAUCGUUUUGAGAUCAUUUUGGGCAACCCAGCUUCAGAGCUUAUGGUUGCCAAGCACUUUGUGAAAAGAUUAAAGGCAUGGAGAGGAAAUGAAGAAGAAGAUUGGUUUCCUCAUACUUACCAAGAUUUAGAAGGUCUACCUUGCAUUGUUGUUUUAACUGGCAAGGAUCCGUUAGGAGAAACGUUUCCCAGGUCUUUGAAAUACUGUGAUCUUCGAUUGAUUGAUUCAAGCUAUUUAACUCGUACAGCCUUAGAACAAGAAGUAGGCCUAGCAUGCUGCUAUGUUUCCAAGGAGACAAUUCGAGGGCCUAUUGUAGCUCUUGACCUUAGUGAAAAGGAACAAGAGAAGACCAGCAUUGGUGAGAAUGAUACUGAUGAGCUGUUGAUUGACUUGGAGAGGCCACAAAGUAACAGCAGUGCUGUGACUGGAACUUCAGGUUCUAUAGCAGAAAAUGGAGUAAGCUCCUCUAGUGCCACAGACAAGUCUCAAAAACCGUCACUGUCUAUGAACUUCCAGAAUGUUGCUACUAGCUCUGUUGAUGAAGGCUUUGCUGCUGGGGAGUCUUUGAAACAAGAAUGUGACUCUCUAGCCAACCAGAUAGCCAGCAGCACCACAUCUAAAUUGUCAUCAGCUUCCCCUUCGAUCAGCCAGACCUUCCGAUGGCCUAACCAGCCAGUGAAAAAUUGCAAGACAUUACACAUAUGCUUACCCCGAAUUGUGAUCUUGUCAAAAGCUGCCUAUUGCUUCCUUGGCUCACAGAAAAGUGGGCAGCCAUCUUUUUCUUCUGCUUUGUUACCUCAUGCCGACGUGUCUUGGGUGAGCUCACUAAGGCCUUUGCUUCAAAAGGAUAUGACCAGUGAAGAGCAGUCUCUUUACUACCGACAGUGGACUGCUGCACGGCAACACCAUGCAGACUACAGCAACCAUGGUGAAACCAGUAGCAGCAGGAGUUUUCAUCCACGACGGCUACUUCUUACAGGGCCACCUCAGGUUGGGAAAACUGGCUCUUAUUUGCAGUUCCUACGAAUUCUCUUUCGAAUGCUGAUCAGAUUGCUGGAGGUAGACGUGUAUGAUGAGGAAGAUAUUAAUAUCAAUCAUACGGAAGAAAAUGAAAUUGCCCAGGCUAGCAGUGAUCAGUGGCCUGACAUUGAAAUUGUCAGGAAAAUGAAUUUUGAUCUCAGUGUGCAUGAUCCCAAAUAUGUUCUUAUGAGUCCAGUCUACACAGAGCAACUGCAAAAAAUAAAGCAGGAACCUAACAAAGAAACCAAAGUUGAAGAAUCCAGAAAGCGCAAUACUGUUUCUAUGAUGCUGACUAAGUAUGCAGCUUACAAUACUUUCCACCACUGUGAACAGUGCCAUCAAUAUAUGGACACAAAUCCUUCGGCUCCGAUGUCUGAUUCUACCCUACAUGCCUUUACAUUCUCAUCCUCAAUGUUAGGAGAAGAGAUUCAGCUACAUUUUAUCAUUCCUAAAUCCAAAGAAAACUAUUUUGUCUUCAGCAAACAGGGCAGGCAUUUGGAAAGCAUGCGUCUUCCUCUUGUGUCUGAUAAGAAUUUGAAUACAGUAAAGAGUCCUAUUUUUACCCCUUCAAGUGGACGUCAUGAACAUGGUCUCUUGAAUCUUUAUCAUGCUAUGGAAGGCAUCAGCCACCUCCAUCUUCUUGUGGUCAAGGAAUAUGAAAUGCCACUUUACCGCAAAUAUUGGCCCAACCAUAUCAUGCUGGUUCUACCUGGCAUGUUCAACAAUGCAGGAGUUGGUGCUGCCAGAUUCCUAAUUAAAGAACUUUCUUACCAUAACCUGGAACUGGAAAGAAAUCGUUUGGAGGAACUGGGAGUUAAACGUCAGUGUGUUUGGCCAUUUAUUGUUGUCAUGGAUGAUUCUUGUGUCUUAUGGAACAGUCAUGUUGUCCAAGAACAAUCUAGUCAGUGUAUGGAUCAAGGAUCAACCAGUAAAAAUGUAUCUCUAAAGAGUGUUCUACAGCAUAUUGAAGCCACACCCAAAAUUGUCCAUUAUGCAAUAGUGGGCAUCCAGAAAUGGAACAGCAAAUUGAAUUCUAGAGCACCCAAAGUCCCCUUUUCCAGAUGCCACAUACAUGAUUUUAUACUGCUUAACAUAGACCUGACCCAAAAUGUGCAAUAUGAUCUGAACAGGUAUUUCUGUGAAGAUGUAGAUUUUAAUCUGAGAACAAACAGCAGUGGCUUGCUUAUCUGUUGUUUUAACAACUUCAGUCUUAUGAAGAAACAUAUCCAGGUUGGCGGUCAAAAAGACUUUGAUAUUAAGCCUAAAAUCAUGGUUUCAGAAAGUUUGACUCCACUAAUACCUCUUCAGUAUGUUUGUGCUCCAGACAGUGAGCACACCCUGUUGGCAGCUCCAGCUCAGUUUCUUUUAGAGAAGUUCCUUCAAUAUGCCACAUACAAGCUUUUCCCAAAGGCCAUCUACAACUUUAAAAACCCUGUCUUAGCUGUUGAUUGUUAUUUGAAUAUUGGGCCUCAGGUAGCUCUUUGCUAUGUAAGUUCACGGCCACAUUCAGUUAAUGUGAACUGCGAAGGGGUGUUUUUCAGUGGUCUUCUUCUCUACCUUUGUGACUCCUUCGUUGGACCAGACUUUCUUAAAAGGUUCAAAUUCCUGAAAGGUGCAACACUGUGUGUGAUAUGCCAAGACAGGAGCUCCUUGCGUCAAACCAUUGUCCGAUUAGAGCUGGAAGAUGAGUGGCAGUUCCGUCUGAGAGAUGAAUUCCAAACGGCUAACAGCUCUGAUGACAAGCCACUCUAUUUUCUGACUGGGCGCCAUAUAUAAGCUUGAGCCAAUGGCACAGGACACAGGAGAACCUAAUGAGCUGGAUUAUAUCUUUUUCCUUAUUUCAGUUAAUGUACAAUCACUGUGGAGUAAAGUGCAACC